This is a messenger RNA of Trachymyrmex cornetzi, 737 nucleotides long. RefSeq names its product putative nuclease HARBI1. The record is from RefSeq and is a predicted model, not a curated record. The transcript has 3 exons. The coding region runs from base 65 to 736 and encodes 223 amino acids. NCBI's taxonomy places the organism in Eukaryota, Metazoa, Arthropoda, Insecta, Hymenoptera, Formicidae.
UCAAUGGCCUAGUUUCGGUCCGGUGGACUGCCUGGCCAAUAAACGAAGAAGAAGAAGAAGUCUCAUGAGACCACUCGAGCGGAGCGGUUCGGAUGUAGCCAUGGAUAAACGCACUAAAUUAUCAAUAUGCUUAAUAGCAUUAGAAAUUUUGAACGAAAGUAGCACUGAUAGUUCUUCCGAAGAUGAACUAAUUAUGAGAUUGCCAAUUCAAGUUCGACCUCGUGUUAAAAAUUAUAUGGAAACAGUCAAUGAAUAUUCGGAUAUAGAAUUUAAGAGUCAUUUUCGGCUAUCGCGUGUAGUGUUUACAUAUUUAUUAAAUUUAAUAAAACCCAGCUUAGAAAAGCAAGGUAAUGGAUAUGGACGGUGUCCAAUUCCUCCAGACGUACAAUUACUAGUAGCACUAUGGACUAUGGCAACACCUGACUCAUAUCGAUCAGUUUGUGACCGAUUCAAUAUUGGACGAGCAACUGCUUGGCGUGCUAAUAGAAAAGUCUGCUCAGCAAUUUAUUCUUUAGCACAUAAAUUUAUUAAAUGGCCUGAUGCAGAGGAAGCAGAAUAUACAUGGAUAGAUAUACAAUACAAAUAUAAGUUUCCAAAAGUACUUGGUGCUGUAGACGGUACCCACAUACAUAUACAUAAACCAAAGAAACAUGCAGAAAGUUAUGUCAAUCGAAAAGGUUAUUAUUCAAUACAGUUACAAGUAAGUGAAAUAUUUAUUGUAAUUAAUAUAACGUAAU